AUGUCCCUCUCCAAGCAUGCGAAGACGUACUUGGCGAACCAGUCGAAGUACAGACACUUCAACGCGUUUAAUUCCUUCGUCGAAGCGUCCAUCCUCCAAAGCAGCGAUGCCUCCAAAUCCCGUACCCUCCGCCGCCAACCCGACAGCGUCGCCGACAAGCCAAUCGCAAUAAAGGACAACAUCUGCACGAAGAACCUAAAGACUACUGCUUCCUCCGGGAUACUCAAAGACUUCAGCAGCCCAUAUGACGCCACAGUGGUGAGGCUGCUGCAAGAUGAAGGUGCCGUGGUGGUAGGCAAGACGAACAUGGACGAAUUCGUCAUUGGGUUUAAGCCGAGCUACGGACUGCUGUCGAGAUGGGGUGUAAUUGCCUAUGCAAACUCUCUGGAUACUGUCGGGAUCUUUGGCAAGAACGUGGCGAGUGUGAAGAGCAUAUUCUCCAAGGUCAACAUCCACGAUGCGCAGGAUCCGACGUCCGUUCCUAACACAACCCGAGCAAAAUUCCGUACAGGGAAGCGACCAACUUCGUUGAAGAUAGGCAUUCCUCUUGAUUACAACAUCGACACAUUGCAGCCCGCUGUCCGAAAGGCAUGGAUUGACCAACUCAGAUAUCUGUGGAAUGCUGGUCAUACUUUGCACCCUAUUCGGUUACCCACAACACAACAAGCACUAUCAGCCUACUACGUCCUUGCGCCAGCCGAGGCAUCGAGCAACCUCGCAAAGUACGACGGCGUGCGUUUCGGAAGUAGAGCCGAGGGCAUCGAUGGUACACCAGAUAGUGUGCUCUUUGCUAAAACCCGGGGUCAAGGUUUCGGUCCGGAGGUUCAGCGGCGUAUACUCCUUGGAGCCUUUUCACUAAGUGCCCAGGCUAUCGACAAUUACUUCAUACAAGCACAAAAGAUUCGGAGGCUCGUACAACAAGAUUUCAACAGGGUGUUUGCCAGUCCAAACCCAUUGCUCGAUGCCGAAGAAACCGCGGCAGAAACAGAAGGAGUGGACGUGAUCAUAUGCCCCACAGCUCCAUCAACGGCACCGUCUUUGGCUGAAGUCGAGAAUCAGGAUCCAGUCCACUCCUACAUGAACGAUGUCUUCACCGUACCAGCUAGUCUUGCCGGGCUGCCAGCAAUCACUCUUCCCACAUUUACUCCUUACAAGGAAAAGAGCCAGAGUUCGACGGUCCCGGAUUCAUUCUUCAACUCUGUAGGAUUGCAGAUCAUUGGUCAAUACGGAGAUGAUGAACUCGUUCUGUAUACUGCAGAACAGAUGGAGAUUUUCAGAAGUUCUCCGCAGCCCAAUGGCAGACCGGAAAUAACCGCAUGGGGCGGUGGUCUUGAAUGGGUUGUGGACGAAUUCCUUCAAGCGCUAGGGCCCAGACGUCUUGACGCCGGUGCUGCUAUGUGUGAGAUGAGCCGGACAGCGUAUGUGGCCACUUUCGCUGAUAAGAAGAACCCGCUUGCUGCUGAGAGCAAACAGUUUGAGGCGGCUCAAUACAUUCGGGGAAUAUGGGGUCAUGUGUAUGACGAAGGCCGGAUAUAG
Molecule: messenger RNA, 1536 nt
Organism: Alternaria hordeiaustralica
Lineage: Eukaryota; Fungi; Ascomycota; Dothideomycetes; Pleosporales; Pleosporaceae
Exons: 3
Coding region: 1-1536 (511 amino acids)
Biological process (GO): mitochondrial translation; glutaminyl-tRNAGln biosynthesis via transamidation
Cellular component (GO): glutamyl-tRNA(Gln) amidotransferase complex; mitochondrion
Molecular function (GO): glutaminyl-tRNA synthase (glutamine-hydrolyzing) activity
Source: RefSeq, a predicted model, not a curated record